ACAUCCACCAUUUUGUUGCUUCAUUACAAUUUUUUCCAGACUCUUCCUUAUAGAGAGAGAAAGAGAGAUUAUUCACUAUUGAGAUCUAGAGAGAGAGACGUACUACGAUUCAGAGAUUAAUUUCUGGUCGAUCUAUGCAAACGAAGCAAAAAUCUUCGAUCAAUUGUGGAGGAUUUGUUGCGUUGAUAUUUGAUCCAGGUUAUGAUUAUGAGCUGGCUUGAUAAGUUACGGUCUUCUUCUAAUCUCAGCCGCUUCAUUGCCGGCCUUCUUAUCUUCAUGCUGUAUCAUUCAUCUCAAUUAAUUUCUAAUUUCUUAAUUCCUAUACAACCGUAAUUUACUUCCCAAUCACCUUCCUUCUCUGUUUUUUUCCUCUGUUCAAAAACAUUCACUCUUCUCUCCCGAUUUAAACAACGUCGGCGUUUUUGUUCACGGAUUUCAUGGAAAUCAAAGAUGAUUCUGGUUCCAGCAAUUUAUUUGACGGCAUUUUACCACCCCGCUUAGGUAGGCUGCAUAGUUCAGCUCCGUCUGUAAUUGUAAUUGGUGGAGGUAUCUCAGGGAUAGCUGCUGCGCGUUUCCUUCACAAUGCAUCUUUUAAGGUUCUCUUAUUGGAGUCACGGGAUAGACUGGGUGGUCGCAUACAUACCGACUACUCAUUUGGUUGCCCAGUUGAUAUGGGAGCAUCAUGGCUCCACGGGGUGUGUGAUGAGAAUCCGUUGGCUCCAUUGAUACGUCGAUUAGGGCUCACCCUAUAUCGCACUAGUGGUGACAACUCAGUGCUGUAUGACCAUGACUUAGAAAGUUACAUGCUGUUUGACAUGGAUGGUCAUCAAGUUCCUCAAAACACAGUUGUUCAAGUUGGAGAAGUUUUCAAGAAAAUCCUCAGCGAGACUGAGAAAGUGAGGAAUGAGCAUAGUCAUGACUUGUCAGUUCUUCAAGCAAUAUCUAUUGUACUGGACAGACAUCCAGAAUUGAGGCAAGAAGGACUUUCCCAUGAGGUGUUGCAAUGGUACAUAUGCAGAAUGGAGGCAUGGUUCGCUGCAGAUGCAGACACGAUCUCUCUGAAAACCUGGGAUCAGGAACAAGUUCUAACUGGUGGUCAUGGUCUUAUGGUGCAAGGUUACAACCCAGUCAUAAAGGCCUUAUCAAAAGACAUUGAUAUCCGUUUAAAUCACAGGGUCAAGAGGAUUACAAAUGGGUAUAACAAGGUGAUGGUUACAGUUAAGGAUGGGAGAAAUUUUAUUGCAGAUGCUGCUAUUAUAACUGUGCCUCUAGGUGUUCUGAAAGCCAACUUGAUUGAGUUUGAGCCAAAACUGCCAGAAUGGAAACAAUCUGCAAUAGCAGAUCUUGGUGUAGGCAAUGAAAACAAGAUUGCAUUACGAUUUGAUAAUGUAUUUUGGCCAAACGUGGAAUUGUUAGGUGUUGUUGCACCCACUUCAUAUGCUUGCGGUUAUUUUCUUAAUCUCCACAAGGCAACAGGACAUCCGGUCCUUGUUUACAUGGCUGCUGGAAGACUUGCUUGUGACCUCGAGAAAUUAUCAGACGAAUCUGCUGCUGAGUUUGCAAUGUUGCAGUUGAAGAAGAUGUUCCCUGAUGCCACUAAGCCUGUUCAGUAUCUUGUAUCUCACUGGGGUACGGAUCCAGACACCCUUGGAUGUUAUUCUUAUGACUUGGUUGGAAAACCAACGGAUGCUUACGAUAGGCUUCGGGCACCAAUUGGUAAUCUAUUCUUUGGAGGGGAAGCAGUGAGCAGUGAUGAUCAUCAAGGGUCGGUUCAUGGGGCGUAUGAAGCUGGAAUUAUGGCUGGUGAAACGUGCCGCCGACAUCUCAUCAAAAGACAUGGAAGUCUGGAAAUGGUUCAGGCUGUUUCCUCUAGGGAGGAGACCCUUGAAGCAGCAGUUCCUCUCCAAAUCUCAAGAAUGUGAUAUAUCUUCUCUGAAUUUGCAAGUUACAUUUCAAGUAACUUAUGUAGUGUGUUCCAGUUUGUACUAUUACCUUGUAUGAAUAAAUUAACGAUUAUGUCUCCGUGCAACUGAAAUAUUCAAACUAUAUAUAUAUAUCAGACUUUUUAAUUGACCA
Solanum pennellii is the source of this 2076-nucleotide messenger RNA. Its product is annotated as probable polyamine oxidase 4. The transcript has 10 exons. The record is from RefSeq and is a predicted model, not a curated record. Lineage: Eukaryota; Viridiplantae; Streptophyta; Magnoliopsida; Solanales; Solanaceae. Gene Ontology annotation, biological process: polyamine catabolic process. Bases 438 to 1922 code for a protein of 494 amino acids. Gene Ontology annotation, cellular component: peroxisome. Gene Ontology annotation, molecular function: polyamine oxidase activity.